Messenger RNA from Cydia fagiglandana, 6063 nucleotides. Its product is annotated as CYFIP-related Rac1 interactor B. The record is from RefSeq and is a predicted model, not a curated record. Gene Ontology annotation, biological process: regulation of actin filament polymerization. The coding region runs from base 285 to 1271 and encodes 328 amino acids. The transcript is spliced from 4 exons. Gene Ontology annotation, molecular function: small GTPase binding. NCBI's taxonomy places the organism in Eukaryota, Metazoa, Arthropoda, Insecta, Lepidoptera, Tortricidae.
UGCCUUCUGUCUGAGGACGGUGGUUUGGUUUCGUUUGUCGCAGUCGGGCUGGGCUGGGUCGCUGUGUUCUGUGUUCGCGUAGUCUUUGGGCGUGUUAAAUAUAUUUUGAUAAAUCGAAGGACUGUGAAUUUUGUAUAAAAACGUUAUAUAAUAAAACAAAGAAUAAAAGUGUAUAAUUUUCAAACAGAAGUGCUCUUCCUAGAACAGUUAUCAUAGGCGAUGAUACCUUUGCCACUGAUGAGUAAUAUUUAAUAGUACAGUGAAUUAUUUUUAUAUAAACAAAAAUGGGGAAGUUGUUGAGUCUUUUGGCCCGUGACGACUCGAAUUGUUGUUCGUCGCCGCGCUACGAUAUCUUUUUGGAUUUCGAGAACGCUGCGCCCACGGAAACGGAGAAGGAAGUGUACGAGGAAGUUCAGAGAGUUUUGCUGGAGUCUGAGAAGAUUUUGGAGGAGAUACAGUGUUAUAAGGGUGCUGGGAAGGAGAUACGAGAGGCAAUAGCGGAUCCGUCGAGGAUUUCUCAGGAGCGAGCCUGGCGCGCGGUCAAACCGCUGGUGGAUAAGCUGCUGAGAUGCUACAACCACUCUGUGGAGCUACAGCGGGUAGUGCCGCGGUUAUUGGGCUCGCUAGUCGGCGGCACCAUGAGUCCGACGCAGCACCUUGAGCAGCAGCAGGCCCUUGUCAAGCAGUUCGCUGAAAUACUGGAGUUUGUGCUCAAGUUCGAUGAAUAUAAGAUGAAAACACCAGCGAUCCAAAACGACUUCAGCUACUACCGCCGCAGUGUAUCACGAGGCGGCUUGAUCAACCCAGACCUACCGCCCGACGAAUCCAACAUCAGCGCAGAAAUCGCAAACCGCAUGUCGCUCUUCUACGCUCAAGCCACGCCCAUGCUCAAAGUGUUGUCAGAGGCUACCAGUCAGUUCGUGAACGACAACCAACAGGAUUUAGAAAACACUACGGAGACGCUCAGCACAAUGGCUAAAGUGUGCUUAAGGAUGUUAGAAAACCCAAAACUCGUCGCUCAGUUCAGCCGCGAAGAAACGUCGCUCCUAGUACUCCGCGUCAUGGUAGGCCUAAUCAUCCUCUACGACUGGGUCCAUCCAUCCGGCGCUUUCUGCCGCUCCUCCUCAGUGGACGUCAAAGGCUGCGUCAAGUUCCUACAACAGCAGACCCCGGCCAAGGCCGAGCCUCUGCUGAACGCCCUCAGGUAUACCACCAAACACCUGAAUCAUCAGACGACGCCGAAGAAUAUCAAGACGCUGCUAGCGGCGUGAGGUCAGCCUUCCAGCCUUGCAUGUUGCUGUGGGGAAUGAAUCGACAAUAAAUUAGGGGAUUUCUCAUCGGCGCAUUUACGUUGCUGUAGUCUAGCUGCGUUUCUCGUUCACACACUCCUGUCAUUGACAAGAAAACUAUUCUAAGACCACUGUAAAAUUGCAAAACAGUCUCUAAAAUGGUCUUGAUAACAAUACAGCUGUGUGAACGGACGCUUAGGGUCUAACACUGUCUGGGGAACCUUGUCAAGUUUUGCACUAAAUUACGACAUACAUGAUACAGAAUCAGACCUCCUUUUUCUUGAAAUUUAAGUCGGUUAUUGAGAUUCCCAUAUGAUAGCGACCUUACCUAUCCAAAAUUAAAUACAACAUAAUUUUAUUUUUCUUAUACAGGGUGAUUCAUGAGACGUGAGCAGGACUAAUCCUGCGCAUUCAGUAACUGAUAAUUGAUCGAUCACCGUCGUAUUUAGGUGAAACAACCACACUUUUUCCUAUUUUUUAACUUUUUGGCGAGGGCAAAUUUAAUUCUCUACAAUCAUGGUCACCCUACAAGACCUAAUUAAUAAACAUAAAACCUCUUUAACCGUAAUGACAGCAUUAUGAUUACGAAGAAAAUAAACUGUCAAACGUGAGUGAGAUACGAGUUUUCAAAAGUAACCAGACCGUGAUGACAAUCAAUUUGACACAGAAUAUCGGUAGUUUAGUAUUCUAAUUGUAGGGUGACCAUGCAUGUCGUAAAUAAAUUAAUAACUUUUAUCUACACACAUGUCAUUAGUGCUCUAUAAUGCGUUCAGAAACCGUAGGAAAUGACAAGCUUUAUUACAACCAAUUUUACUAUGAGAACUUUCUUAUCUGUGGUAGUAGGAAAAUUUUGUACUUUAAUGUUCAUAACGUUAUAGAUCUUUGUAGGUUAUGAGUUUAAAUUUGGAACAUCAGUCAAAACUCAAGUAGGUGUCUAUUCUAGUAUCCAUAGAUAUUAAAACAGUUAUCGAUACGAAACGUCAAUUUAAUAUGUUUUUUAAAUAUAAACCGCACGACAUUUGAUCUCGAGUGACAUGAGAAUAGGGACUUCAUUCUUUUGUCUAGGAAUUUAAAAAAACUACGGAUGUGUGACAUGCGUGAAAAAAGUUUCCAUUCACCGCCAUUUGACGUACAGUUUAUCUUUUAGUUAGUUUUAAGUAUGUGUUUAGAUAAAGUAGUGUAUGUAACUGUACAUAAUUAGGCAUUAAAACACUCGUGUGAUCCUAUUAAGAAACUCACUAACGUUCGUUUCUUAAACCCACACUCGUAUUUUAAUGCCUCUCAUUAUGUAGCAGUCACAUAAACUACUAUUUUUUCAACACGACUACAAAUUUAACGUUAACCUCACUAAUACUGAUACGAAACAGUUGCUUAUAAUUUACGAAAUACGCAGUGUUAAUCCUGCUCACGUCUCCUGAAUUAUCCUGUAUAAUGCAAUACUUAGUCCGAAAUUUUGAAAAAGGAAGAAUUGAAUGUUAUGAAUUUGGGUAAAAUUAUGUGUCAUCGUUUAAAUAGUAAGUGGUUAAUGCAUUUUUGCCAUGGUUCCUCAAUGACAGCAUAUUAUUAAAUAUAUUGCAUGAAGUGAAGGUAAAACUAAGUUAUUCGAAACCGAGAAUUUUUACCAUCUUCCAAUAAUAAUUAUGCAUUGCGCAUUGUAGAUUACACUAGCCAACCGCGUUAGAAUAAGCAAGAAUAGGAUAUUUUAUAACCACACCGUUUUGUAAUAACCUUUUACCAUUUAUAGUAUUGUAGCAGCAUUCGUUGUUUGAACGGAUCUUAAGAUAUACACCUAUACAAGCAAUCACUUCUUUACAAACUAUAUCCUCGAUGGAAGGAUGUAACCGUAAAUCGUAAUAAACUACAAAAUAGAUAAUGAUAUAGACGUCGUCGAAAACUCGAUAUUUUUGAGACAUGUACAUAAAAGUUAGACAGAAUUUCAUAGGUUAGCACAAACGCUUUAAAAGCAAAUUCGCCUAUGAAAUUAGUUCUCGAGAAAUCAUAUCCCUUACCCCGCACAUGCAAGGUUAAUGUACCGUCACAAUAUGUAUAGCAUCAGAGGCAAUCUUGUAAAUCAGCUUUUAAAAACUUUAAAUUAAGAAGUAAGGUAAACGUCCCAAUGUUUGACACUAAAUUAAAGCCCAGUUUCUCACCUACGAAAUCGAAUGUGACAAUGGGGCAGUGUCGCUGGGACAUUUACCUUAUUAGAGUAUGUAGAUAAUUAAGAAACAAGUAUUAUUUAUAUUUACGUUACUCUACUUAUCUUACUGUAUGAUGCCUUGGAAUUACUUUUACAAUUCGUUACCACAUUCGGGUGUGCAAUAUUUAUUACUAUUUUAAGCACAGAAUUUAAGUACCGUUCAACCGAUAGUUUCAAGUAAAACCAUUUAUGUGAACCUAGACCUAUUGUUAUUACGAGUAUAAUAAAAACGUUUCACAUUUAUACAACCGCUUUUAAAAUUAUUUAAUAAAAGCCAAUAUUACUUUUAUUGUAUUUAAGACUGAAAUGUAAAUUCUCACAAGACAAUUCCUAUCGCAUAAUAUUCAAAGGCAUUUUAUAGAUUUAUUGACACAAAAGUUCUUAUUAAUAUCUACUUUUAUUAGUCGUAAUAUAGUUCGUUUCUGAUUGAAACGUAAUUGUGAAAAACUAAUCUUAUGGCAUUAUUAUGAGUAACGACUAAUAUUGAAUCAUGUUAAAAAACGUGAUAAUUGAACAAAAUAUGAUUAAUUAUAAUAAUGGUCGGGAAAUGCCUUUCUUGAAUUAAUAUAGAUGUUAACAAUGUUAAAUUUAUGCAUAUACCUACCACUGCCUUGAUGUUAUCUAUCAUAGUAAAUUUAAAAGGAUUUUUUAUAAUAUGUUUCACCAUUGAUAAUUAUGUAAAAAACGUAACAUAGGUAAUAUGUCCUACUUGUUUACAAGUUUUUAUAAUUAUUAGGAAUAUUUACUAUGUUUAUCAUUCAAUUCUAUUAUAGUAAUUUAAACAUUAUACAUGUUUUGAAAUAUAUAAAGCCGCUGUUAUAUGCUCAAAUCAAAGCCACAUUUCGUGAGUUGUGAAUUUCUGUCCUGUAUGGUAAACUUACUAGAGCUCGACAUGCGAAUGCCCAAUAGAUGACAACUUUAUUGACAAUGACUUAAGUUUCAAGAUGACAUGUACUGGGACCGCGUCGAGAACCAGUACGUUUACCUUAUAAAAAAAAUUGUUUACUCGUACCUUUCUUCCUAGGAUCUCAUUGAAAAUUUAUUAAACCAUAAUUUACGGUAAACUAUCGAAUUUAAUUGUAGUGGUUUAACACUUGGCACAAAGUUUUAUGAUAUUUUACUUAGGUUAAGGAUCCUUUGACUUGCAUCUAGCGUACAUGUCGCCAAAUUGCCAAUUGUCAUCAAAUGUAAUUUUGGUGUCAUUCGCCCAUUCGUCUCGCUCGCUCUAAUACAUAUAAUUAGAUAAGUAUGUGAACUAAAUGACAUAAUUUAGAUAUCAUUUUGACUUCAAAAUGUAAAUUGGCCUCAAGAUUGUCAAAUAGAACUGAUAUGACUACGUUAGCAAGUAUAUCAAAGGAUUCUUAUCGUAUUUAUUGAGUAACAUAAUUGAUUAGGUAAUAAAACUUUCUUCACACAGUGAGCACAAUCUUUAUUGCUCCUUGAUUAAUGUAUCUCUGUUGGAAUGUGUAAAUCUUUAUUAAUACACUUGUGACUGUUGCUUGCAGAGUCGAAUGUAUCUUGUGGAUACUUUAAAUUGCAUUUACUGUUAGGAAUUGAUCGAUAUAAAAUAUAAUGCUGUGUAAAAGUAGAUUUUAUUGUAUUUCUGCUUAUACACAAGCAUUUCACUCAGUGGCGGAUUUGCAGUCUGCCGCCCUAGGCCCCAGAACCUGUAGCCGCCCCUUUCUCAGCACCCAUCAUUUUGACUUAUUUCUUGUUAUCAUCAGCGAUUUUAUUUUGUCACAAUUUGCCGCCCUAGCUUACUGACUCAGGGCAAAUCCGCCACUGAUUUCACUUCUCACUUAAGAUCAGGUCGGCCUUAAAGACACUUGAAUAGAGAACAUCUUAUGCGGAGGUUCUACUGCCACUGAUAGGCGAACUUUCCCUACCUUUCUCGUAAAAUGCCAUGGUUUAAGCGCCUAGCUAACCUCUACUCUUUAUUUCUAUGUCUGUACGAGGCACAUUUACCCGAUCUGACCUAUAUGUGAGGAAGUUGCAUGCGAUAUACUAGGGCUGAUAAAAUUUACUUUUGCUCAUAUUAACGUGAAUUGCUGGAUCGUGUAACCGAUAGAUAUAAAAAUAAGGUACGAAAUCCAAAUUUACACUGCCCAGAGUCAUAAUUUUAUAACUAUUUUUAUAAUCGAAUAAGUUUUCGAAAGUAAUAUUCCAUUUUGAAUAAUUCCAAUACGAAUACUCCAUGUUGAGUCUAAAAAUUAACUCUAGUGAAGUGAAAAAUUUGAUUGAAAUAAGGUAGUUGAUAAAUUUGAUUUGAUUGAAAAUUAGGAUUGUCAAAGUCGGUUUUUAAGUCCCUAAAAUUCUGUUGUUAUUUGACAAUUGCAAGAUAGCUUGCUGCAUGUUCCAUGUACCCGUAAUAUUGAAUGUUAAAACUAGACAAUUUUAUAGCAAAUUUUUCAUAGAGGGAUUUAAUAAUACAAUUCGUAGUUUAUCUUGAUUGUUGUUAAUUGUUUCAAGUCACAUUUUGUUUAUUGCGAUUUGUAUAAUACGUAGUAGGUACUCAUUAUUUGUAGUAUAAUAAACACACCAAAGUUAUGAUUAAUAAACAUGAAUAGACUCUCACAA